Messenger RNA from Adineta steineri, 2190 nucleotides. The record is from the annotation of a GenBank genome assembly. NCBI's taxonomy places the organism in Eukaryota, Metazoa, Rotifera, Eurotatoria, Adinetida, Adinetidae.
AUGGCCGAAGCUGUGCCUCAAACUAAUGAAUCGCAUACUAUCAGUGAUAAUCUUGAAAUAUUCAGUCUUAUCUGGCUUGAUGACAAAACUAACAGCAAUGAAGAAGACGAAAAUAUAGAAAAAGAUUUACGUAAUAUCAUCAAUCACCUUAUGACUUUUCAAAAUGAAGAAACAUGCCAACAAUAUAUUGAGAAACGACUAGAGGAAGAUCGAUUAAUACUGAUUAUAAAUGAUUCAUUUAGUCAUACAUUGGUACCUCGCAUUCAUCAGUUACGACAAGUUUAUGCAAUUUAUAUUCAUUGUAAAAAUAUUUUGGGCAAAGAAAGAUGGAUUACUAAAUUCACUAAAAUCAAAGCGGUUACUAUUCACUUUGAUGAGCUCAUUGCUCAGAUUCGAUUGGAUCAGAAGAAACGAAUGAAAGAUGAACAACCAUUGUUAAUCAAUAUAUUUUCAACUAGUGAAAACGCAGGUAAAUCAACAACAGGACUGAAUGGACAAUUUGUAUAUAAUCAACUAUUGAUUGAUUGUCUUCUCCGAAUGAACCCAAGUACAGAACAAGACAAAAAUGAACUGAUUUCAAUUUGUAAAAGAGAAUACCAAGGGAAUAAUAGAUUCCUAAAUCAACUUGGAGAAUUUCAAAAUGAUUAUUUCCCUAAUAAAGUCUUAUGGUGGUAUACACGAGAUUCGUUUUUCUACAAAAUAUUGAAUAAAGCAUUACGCGUACAAAAUAUCGAAAUACUUUUCUUAUUUCGUUCAUAUAUUUCUGACAUAUAUCAUCAAUUACAAUACUAUCAAUUAAAAACUCCUAUACGUAUUUAUCGAAGUCAACUAAUGGCGAAAGAAGAAAUUUAUAGUCUGAAAAGAAAUAUAAAUCAAUAUAUUUCUGUUAAUUCAUUUUUAUCUACGACUGUUCAACGUGAAACAGCAUUGUUUUUCAUGGGCGAGGGCAAUCCGGAAGACAAUUUACAACGAGUAUUAUUUGAAAUAAAUGCCGAUCCUAGUGUUGUUUCGAUGAAACCAUUUGCUGAUAUUACUUCUCACAGUGACUUUCCUAUCGAAACGGAAGUACUUUUCAUGUUAGGAUCGAUAUUUCGUCUUAAUAAUGUUAUUCACGAAGAUGAUCAAUUAUGGGUUAUCACAAUGACAUUGUACAGUGAUGAUGAACAUGAUUUAAAACAAGUUUUAUCACAUAUGAAAGAUCAAAAUGGAAAUGGAAAAGCAGAUCUUGCUACUUUAGCAAAAAUUGUAUGGAAAAUGGGUAAAUUCAAUUUAGCCGAAAAAUACUAUCUUCGAUUGAUCAAUGAAAUUCCAUCAAAUGAUCCAAUUCUGAUAAAACUAUAUGAAGAUCUUGGUGAUAUAACAUCUCAUAAAGGCGAUUAUGAUGCGAGUAUUCAAUGGUAUAACAAAGCACUAGAAAUUAGAGAAAAAAAUCCAUCAUUUAAUUCUGAAAAGAAUACUAAAAUAGUUGAUGUUUCUGAAUUCAUUGAUUAUCGAAAUCCAAAACUUGAAAAAAUCAUUAAACAAUCAUAUAGUCGUUCACGAAUAGAUCUUGGUGAAGAGAACGUAAUUGAUCCAGAUAUGAAAAUUGUAGUUAAAGAAGCCAUUAUUAAGAAACAAUGUACAAAACUAAAUUUGAGUGACAAUUCAAUUACAUCAAGAGGUGCUUUUGUUUUAGCUUCUGGCUUGAAGAAUAAUUUAACGUUGCAAGUAUUAAAUCUUUGUGCCACUCGUAUAGGUGAUUCAGGUGUUCAAUAUAUUGCUAAGGCAUUAUCAAUCAAUAAUAACGUUAUUAAAGUAUUGAGUAUAAACAAUAGUGGCCUUACGGAUAAGAGCGUCGAAGAUCUCGCUGCGUUGUUGAAGACGAACAAAACAUUAAUUUAUUUGAAUUUAGCUGGAAAUGAAUUCGGUGAUGAAGGAAUAGCAAUCCUAGCUAAUGCACUUCAAAAUCAUAAUAAUACUCUUGAAUAUUUGAAUCUAUCUUAUAAUAAAUGGAUGACUGAGUUAAGUGUGGAAUUUCUCAUCAUAAUGAUUAAUUAUACUCAAGCAUUGAAGGUACUUCUCGUAUGGUUUCGUGAUCUGUCGGAAAAAAAUGAAAAUAGACUGAAAAAAGCUGCGCAAGCCAACAAAAAAGCCAGAGUAACUGUGAAUAAUUCUUGGGUGAGCUUAAAAUAUCAAUUUAUUGACUGGUGA